UAAGCCCCGGCUAGGAUACCUGAAAGACCUGUGGGGCCCUGAAGAUGGAGUCUGCUCGGGAGAGCCCCCUCAUGGUGACACGGAGUCUGGCGCAGCUGUUGGAGCGAGACACAGUGAAAGUGGAGCUCAUUCCUGAAAAGAAAGGCCUUUUUCUCAAGCAUGUGGAGUACCAGAUCACCAGUCAGCGUUUUAAAAUCUCCGUCUACCGGAGGUACAGCGACUUUGAUGUCUUCCAUGAACUUCUGCUGCAGAGGUUUGCCUACAGAAUGGUACCGGCGCUUCCUCCUAAAAGGAUGCUAAAAGGAGUGUUGACCUCAUCAUCAGAUCGAGAGUUCAUUGAGGGGCGUCGGAGAGCCCUGUGCAGGUUCCUAAAUCUUGUGGCACGGCACCCUUUCUUCUCAGAGGAUGAGCUGGUGAAGACGUUCCUGACCUUCAAUGGCUCAGAUGUUCAGAACAAAUUGCGAGAGGCAUUUAAGAAGACUGGUGACGAGUUUAUGACAAGUAAAAUCGCCACACAGGCUAAGGCAACAACCGGAGACAACCCCUCAAACUCACUUCAGGACUACCUUCCUACAGAUGUGCAGGCUCAGUUCUCCUCCAGCAGGGAGCUGAUCCGAAACAUCUUCAGCAGCUUCCUCAAACUGAGGGAGAGGGUGGAAAGGAUGGCCGAACGUUCCAAGGACAACGCCACGGACCUGCUCGUGCUUGGAAGGGAACUCAGCACACUGGGCUCUGACACAUCGCCUGUCCCCCCACUGGCCUCAGCAAACAGCACAUGGGGGACACUGCGACAGUCACUGAAGGGGCUGUCCGUGGAGUUUGCCCUGCUGUCCGAAAAAUCGGCCCAGCAGGGGAAAAGAGAGGAAGAUGACGUAGUGGAAAAACUUCAUUUCUUCUUGGAUGUGAUGCAGUCAUACAAGGACCUGUGUGAGCGGCACGAGAAGGGCGUGCUGCAUGAACACCAGCGCGCACUGCAGAAGUACGGCAUGAUGAAGAGGCAGAUGAUGAGCGCCACCGUGCAGCCCAAAGAGCAGGUGUCUGUGGAGCAGCUGGAGUCCCGCAUUGUGCAGCAGGAGAACGCCAUACAGAUCAUGGAGCUGCGGAACUACUUCUCGCUGUUCUGCCUCCACCAGGAGACCCAGCUGGUCUUCACCUAUCUCCACGUCGCCUCUCACAUCCUGGGAGCCCUGGUCAACUCCCAGGUUCAGGGCCACAGAGAGAUGGGUGAAGUGUGGAAUGAUCUCCCGCCGAAGCUGAGCAGUCUUUUUGGGGGCGGAAAUGGCGUCCCCACUCCUCCUCUCACACCCCAGUAGGAGAACUCAAAGACACUCUUCUAUUUUACUUUAACUGGAAGGAAAAGGUGAUGCACUCCUUCUUUAGGCACUGCUUAUAUCUCUGGGAAAACCACUUCAGGAACA
Messenger RNA from Megalops cyprinoides (Indo-Pacific tarpon), 1418 nucleotides. It is a transcript of the gene snx8a, whose product is annotated as sorting nexin 8a. Gene Ontology annotation, biological process: retrograde transport, endosome to Golgi. Bases 45 to 1313 code for a protein of 422 amino acids. The record is from RefSeq and is a predicted model, not a curated record. The transcript is spliced from 11 exons. Gene Ontology annotation, molecular function: phosphatidylinositol binding. NCBI's taxonomy places the organism in Eukaryota, Metazoa, Chordata, Actinopteri, Elopiformes, Megalopidae.